Fulvia fulva is the source of this 1254-nucleotide messenger RNA. RefSeq names its product Ribonucleoside-diphosphate reductase small chain. The coding region runs from base 1 to 1254 and encodes 417 amino acids. Gene Ontology annotation, biological process: deoxyribonucleotide biosynthetic process. The transcript has 3 exons. The record is from RefSeq and is a predicted model, not a curated record. Gene Ontology annotation, molecular function: oxidoreductase activity. Lineage: Eukaryota; Fungi; Ascomycota; Dothideomycetes; Mycosphaerellales; Mycosphaerellaceae.
AUGAGCGUCGACACAACGCCCUCAAAGAAGGCUGCCUCUGCCCUCGAGGGUUUCCACAUGGAGUCGCCCGUCAAGAAGCUGGGUCUGCAGUCCGAGGCCAACAAGGAGAACAUGGACGAGCGAUACGCGUCGGACGAGGUCGCUGUCCCGAUCAAGGGCAUUCCAGACAUCGUCGAGCCAGUUGUUGCAGCGAAGCCUACGGUGGCAGAAGGCAUCAAGGAAGAGGAGGCUGUAGAACCCAUACUACAAGAGAACCCAGGGCGGUUCGUGCUGUUCCCAAUCAAGUACCACGAGAUAUGGCAAAUGUACAAGAAGGCCGAAGCAUCAUUCUGGACUGCUGAGGAGAUUGAUCUGUCCAAAGACCUUCACGACUGGAACAAGCGACUCAAUGACGACGAGCGCUUCUUCAUCUCACACGUCCUCGCCUUUUUCGCAGCUUCCGAUGGCAUUGUCAAUGAGAACCUUGUCGAGCGCUUUAGCUCUGAGGUCCAAAUCCCCGAGGCACGAUGCUUCUACGGUUUCCAGAUCAUGAUGGAGAACAUCCACUCCGAAACAUACUCCCUCCUCAUCGACACAUAUAUCAGCGAGCCAAAGCAGCGGACUUACCUGUUCAAUGCCAUCGACAACAUCCCAUGCAUCCGUAAGAAGGCCGACUGGGCGUUGCGAUGGAUCUCGGACAAGAACUCCACUUUCGCCCUUCGCCUGAUCGCAUUCGCCGCAGUAGAGGGUAUCUUCUUCUCUGGCUCUUUCGCCGCCAUCUUCUGGCUGAAGAAGCGUGGUCUCAUGGCCGGUCUUACAUUCUCGAACGAGCUCAUCUCCCGUGAUGAGGGCAUGCACACGGACUUCGCCUGCCUUUUGUUCUCGCACUUGAAGAACAAGCCAGACCAGGCACUCGUGCAGAGCAUCAUCGUCGAAGCUGUUGCCAUCGAGCAAGAAUUCCUGACAGAUGCACUUCCGUGCAAGCUUCUCGGCAUGAACGCUGGCCUCAUGUCACAAUACAUCGAGUUCGUGGCCGAUCGACUACUGUUGGCACUUGGCAACAAGAAGUUCUACAACGCAACCAACCCAUUCGACUUCAUGGAGAACAUCUCGCUAGGCGGCAAGACCAACUUCUUCGAGAAGCGUGUCGGCGAGUACCAGAAGGCCGGUGUCAUGGAGGGUUACAAGAAGCAAAAAGACAAGAAGGACUCGACUGGCGCACCAGUGGAAGCGCCUGUAAUGAACGGCGAUUUUGCUUUUGACGAAGAUUUUUAG